This is a messenger RNA of Chiloscyllium plagiosum (whitespotted bambooshark), 1642 nucleotides long. It is a transcript of the gene calca, whose product is annotated as calcitonin/calcitonin-related polypeptide, alpha. Gene Ontology annotation, cellular component: extracellular region. NCBI's taxonomy places the organism in Eukaryota, Metazoa, Chordata, Chondrichthyes, Orectolobiformes, Hemiscylliidae. Gene Ontology annotation, biological process: adenylate cyclase-activating G protein-coupled receptor signaling pathway; regulation of cytosolic calcium ion concentration. The record is from RefSeq and is a predicted model, not a curated record. Gene Ontology annotation, molecular function: hormone activity; calcitonin receptor binding.
CGACAGCGUCAUGAGCGGGGCGAGGCGGCAGGCCCCCGCCGAUUGGCACUUUGCUGUAGUUUGGAUUUAUGAUUGGCAGCUUGUUGACGACCGUACACCCACUCACUGAACAACAAAGAGCCGGCAACGUUGGAUAUAAAAGGAUGGGCGUUCAGCAGCCAACAGUAGCACAGUUAAAAAAGCCAAGUUAAAGAAGAAACUUGCUUUGUGAUUUCUUCGUGAAAGUGAAGCAUAAAGAAACAUGGUUCUGCUGAAGAUCUCCGCUUUCUUUGUGGUUUGUGCUGUUUUUGUAUGUCAGAUAAACCGCUCCCAUGCAGUUCCUCUCAGAUCUGUGCUGGAGUCAGCUUCAGACAGGGUGGCGCUCAAUGAUUACGAAGUUCGACGACUACUGAAUGCGCUCGUUAAGGAAUUCAUCCAAAUGAUGGCAGAGGAGCUGGAACAAGAAAUACCCGAUGCCAACAGCUUGGAUAGAUCCAUUGUCAAACGGUGCACGGGUCUGAGCACUUGUGUGGUGGGAAAGUUGUCCCAAGAGUUGCACAAAUUACAAACCAUCCAGCGCACUGACGUAGGAGCGACAACUCCUGGCAAGAAAAGGAACAUUCUCACUGAGCUGGAAAACGAACGCUAUUCUAACUACGGAGAGCCACUUGAAAACAACUAAUCGUUUGUUGUGACCGCAUGCAUCUUAAAUGCUUGAACGAUAGACAGCCUGAUUAAGUGCUAUGUUUCUUUUCCGCCUUAAUUUUUUUUGACGAAGAAUACUAGACAUGGACAUAAAUUAGUAUAUUAACCGUAAUAAGCAAUUACUUUAGCUUUAAAACUGAUUUUCUCAUUCUAGAUUUUUUUCUGCCUUCUGUGGCUAUAGAGUGUGUCAUUAAAUGAAUGCUUCUUCGUGCAUUACAUGGGUCUUUUUUCAAUAAACUUAUUUUUCUACCUGGAACACUUUUUCCUUUUAUAUGUAUUAGACUGAAGGAUUCAAGAUGCAAUGACUUAAAUGAUGCAGAAAUGUCACUCUUCCACAUUAUCAGAUUUGAAAUUAGAAACUUUAUAAAUAUCCAAUACUACCUGUGUCUUUGGUGGAUUUGACUUUUUUUUAAAGUCAAGGGUCAUUUUCCUUCCUUCGUGUAUGAUGCUUAAUUGUAUUUAGAUAUUUAAACGUAAUGAUAUCAGUGGUAAUUAAAAAAAAGGAUAAAUGAUCCAAUAUGCAUUGCAGGGUUUAGAUGACGGACUUACUGCUUUCACCUUCAAAAGUAUUCUCUUCAACUUGAUUCACUAAGCAUUUUAAAAUGUUAAAUGAAUCUACAUUUAAAAUCAUUUACCAAACAGGGUUCCCUAAAUUUUUGAUACCUUGCAUUUUCUUCCGUCUUCUUUCUUUGUAAGGUUGUGACAUCCCACGUUGGCCUUUCGCAGUAAAAGGGUCCUGCUCUUUGGCAACACAUUAGGCUCCUGCGGAAUUACUUACACCAGAGUGGGGGAAUUAAAAAUCUGAAAGCUCUCAGAACGGCACACGCUCCAGCACGUUCUUCCCGUCAUUUGGCAAAUGGAUUAGAUUCCAGACAUACUUGACCACAGAAAUGGAACUUGCAAUUUCAAGCAUUUUGAUUAGCUGCAGAGCAUCCAUUUCAAUUAGAAUAGAUUACAU